UUUGUUUUCGAAGGCUUUUCACUUUUGUUCGAUCAAGUCUUCGUACAAGGACAAAAAGGUACUAACAGAUCGGUUGCCCAGUAUUACUUGAAGACAAGUGAGGAUGAUGACGUUUAUGAGACGGUUACGGUGGCUGGAGGGGAUCGUCUUAGGGCAUUUACGGGUCCUUGGUUUGAUGGCGAUAUUGUGGUUGUCCAGAACCUCUCCUCCCCAGUGCGGGCCCGUUAUGUGAUUUUUAAUCCAAGAGAACCCUCGAAUAUCUUUGAAAAUUACAUGUGUAUGCGAAUUGACAUACUGAGCUGCCAAAACGUACCUCCUGCCAUUGAUGGCGGCUGGACUGACUGGUCUGAUUGGACUCCGUGCCCGCCAUGCGCAGAUUCCGUCACGACUCGCACCAGGACUUGUACAGAUCCUGCACCUGCUUUUGGUGGCAUGGACUGCAACGGUCCCUCGGGAACGGAUAAACUUUGUCCCACCAACAAUUGUGUUGUCCCUGUAGAUGGACAUUGGUCUGACUGGGGCCCUUGGUCUCAAUGUAGUGAAAUAUGUGGAAAUGGGACAGAGUAUCGAUCACGAGAGUGUAACAACCCCAUGCCACAAAAUAACGGGGCAGAUUGUGUUGGGCCAUCAAUGGAGUCAAAGAACUGCUUUGUUAAGCAUUGUCCAGUACCCGGGAAUUGGUCUUCUUGGGGUGCCUGGUCUCCCUGCAGUGAAACAUGUGGCAAUGGGACGUCAACUCGAACACGUGCAUGUGACAACCCCCCUCCAGCUUAUGGUGGGGCAGAUUGUGUUGGUGCAGGAACUAUGACAAAAGAUUGCUUAGAACAGCUUUGCCCAGUUACAACACCAUCCCCAACUGCAACCGCACAGCCGCCAGUAGUUGAUGGUGGAUGGACUGAUUGGAUCUACUCUCCCUGUCAUGCGCAAUGUGGACCAGGAAAGCAAAACAGAACAAGAGCUUGUAGCAACCCACUCCCCUCAGGUGGCGGAAAGGACUGUCCGGGACCAGACUUGGAAACAGUGGAUUGUAACAAUGGACCUUGCGUAGAUCCCAACAUGCCAAAUAUCGAUCUUGCGCUCGCCAUCAGUGCCACCUCAGCUAACUCCAACCAGUCAUACGACUUAAUGAAAAACACAAUUAAACAAUUCAUUGACCAAUAUGGCGUCGAUAAAAUCCAUUACAGUCUCAUGGUCUACGGAAACUCAGUCGUGAGGGUUGUCAAUUUCAACCACACCUUUCCCCCCAAUGCAAGUGAACUGAAAGCGGCCAUUGAUGCCCAGCCACCCAUAAGCGGAGGACCAUUCCCCGAAGAUGCAUUGCAAGAAGCUUUCAAGGUCUUUAACGAGACAGAAGGACGUCCUGAUGCUAAGAAGGUCUUGCUAGUUAUGACAGAUGAAAAUUCUGGCGCAGAUUCGAACUCUUUGUCUGCAGCGGUGAAGCCGGUGGAGGACCUCGGAGUUUUGGUGCUUUCUGUAGGGGCAGGGAGCGCUGUGGACAGGAAUGAGCUGAGCGUCAUCUCGCCUAAUCCCUUGGACGUUAUAUCUCCAGCUUUGGGUGAAAACCCGAGAGUGUUGGCCGACCGCAUAAUGGAGAGGAUAUUGAGACGUACUAUCCCUAUGAUCGACGUUGGGUUUGCCAUCAGGGCCAGCGAAAUCAAUUCAAGCGCCAUCUUGACUGUCAUGACAGAAACCAGAGACACGAUUAACCAUCGGUAUGGACCUGGCCAAGUCCAAUACAGCGUCAUCAUCUACGGCAGCAAAGUCGCUACGAGUUUCAGAUUUGACCAGGAUAGUGCACUCGACCUGAAUGGCCUUGCAGCAACUGCGGACGAUAACCCCGGUCCGAUAGAUCUUACCCAAGAGUUGAAGGAAGCCGAACGACUUUUCCAAUCGCACCCUACUAGGAGGCCGUUUGCUGAGAGAGUUUUCAUUGCUAUUACGGAUACUGCAAUAAGCGACAAUGACACUGAGCUCACUAGCGCAGGUGACGCUUUGAGAAGACAAGGCAUCCUUGUUUUCUCUGUGAAUAACACUGGAGAUGGCCUAAAUGCAGUAACAAUCACCCAGAUUGACUUCCUUGGUAUUCCAACCUUCACCACUGUUAGAUCAGUUGUUAUAGCGGAGACCAUUAUAAAGAAAGCAUUGGAAGUUAAUAUGCCAUUGAUCGACCUGACCUUUGCAAUCAGUGCCACAUCAAUAUCAGCGGAUAGCACAUUUAUGCUAAUGCAGACUACAAUUAACAACAUUGUCUCCAAGUAUGACAUCUUCCGAAUUCACUACAGCGUGAUUGUCUUUGGUUCCGUUUCCACGACACGCGUAGAUUUCGGCACCAACAUACCAGUUAAAGCAACUUUAAUACGCAUUGUUGCGAGGCUUAAUAAACUGGCUGGACCCGUAAACCUAGUCUUGGCUCUGGAAGACGCUAAGAAGGUGUAUCAAUCAGCGGCCGUGCGACCAGAUGCCAGACGCUUCCUUGUUGUUAUUAUGGAUAAUCAGUGGGUAGAUAACGUGGACGAUGUGAAUAGAGCUGUGACAGAUCUGGAUAACCAGGAUGUUGUUGUAAUUGGUGUCGGUAUUGGAAAUUCCACAAACUCGACAGAUUUUGAAAUAAUUACCAAAGAUCCACGACAUAUCAUCACCGCUGGAGUUAACAAAUCACCGGUUGAACUGGCAAAGGAAAUCAUCGACGCAAUUUUCAUCAGUGUAAAAACUGCCGGAUUUUCUCAGUGGGGAGAGUGGACUCCAUGCACAAAGUCGUGUCGCUCGGGUGGCGUGGCAGGGACUCAGAGACGCACACGCGUUUGUGUCAAGUCAAGACUGGGCUGUAUUGGUUCCGUAGUGGAAUCUAGAGAAUGCAACACGGAAAACUGCCAAGGUUGCGAAGAAAGAGGCCCUUUCCCAGAUCAAGCCUAUCAGACCUCAUCCCCUGCCCAGCCAGCAUCGUGGGCUCGACUGAACACUUCUAAUCCCGGUGCAUCCCAGAGAGCCUGGUGUGCAAAUCCAGAUGAUCUUGAAAAUGGCGUGGCAUAUGUCCAGAUUGAUUUAGGAGAAGUCGUUGAAGUUUUCCGUAUCGCCACUAAAGGCCAGGAGUUGGCAAGUCAGGAACGCUGGGUGACCAGUUUCUUUAUCUCGAGCAGUUUGGAUGGCUUUGGCUACAGUGUCUUCCCGGGAGGUGGACAACGAAAGGACUUCGAUGCUAACACAGAUCCAGGGACCGUCGUAUAUAACGAUGUUAACGUUACAACGCGUUUCAUACGAUUCCAUCCUAUUAAUUUUACGGAGCAACCCUGUAUGCAGACUUCGGUCUUUGGAUGUACAAAAACCAGCGGGCCCACGGAAGGUGAAUUUUUCAACCCAGGAGACAAGACAGAAAUAGGAAUAUUGAUUGCUUUGUGGAUAUUAGCUGGAAUCUUGUCUUUCCUCCUUCUCAUGGCCUGUUGUUAUUAUUGCUGCUGGCAUGUUUGCUGUGGCAGGGGAAAGAAGAGAAGAGGUCUGACUGCCUACAGACAUACGUGGAUUGAUGACACGGACGGGUAUCUUAUUGAAGAUCUUGACAAAAGGUGGAGGUUACCAGCAGUGGAUAUCGUGUCCAGUGUACAAGCUGUCCCUGAAGACGAAAUACAGGAGGUGACCGUAGAGAUGGGCAAUGAGAACCCUAAACCGUCAGGAGUCAUCCAGUUCGGUAUUGAAACUGAGGAGUCGCAAGACAGCAAUGUAACCGCUGACACCGUGCAUUCAGAGACUCCGCAAUAUUCGGAAGAAGUCGGUCCCGUCAAAAAAGGCUCAAGCAUGAUGACUAUGAGUCCAGCUGACACAGGGUACAGAUCUGCUGAGAGACGGAAACGGGUCAAGAGCGAAACCGCUGCAUCUGUGCUAGCUGCUGGGGCGGAUUCCGGAGCGCGGUACGUUAAUUCAAGAAGGAACAGUUCUGGCCUCAGCAACGGAGCCUUUGACAGAUCGGAAGACUGGCUGAUAGAACCGUCCGACCUGCCUCAAAAUCGUAACCGAGCAGAACUGAAACGUUCCCAAAGCGCUGACGAGAUGGCAACCAUCGAUUAUGGCAUGUUUGAACAACGCCCUGGGUCGGCUCAAAAUACUGUACGUGGGGAGCUGGGUCGGGACGGUUACAUGAGGAUGAAGCAAACAAGCAGGGAACGUUUAAAUGGGGCCAAUGGGGGCUUCCCAAUGGGAACAGCAGAUGUUGCUAUCGGAGGCAUUGAGCCACCGAAUAGCCUUCGGGGAUCGAGUCAACUUUACGGAUUACAGGAACAGGAAAUCACUUUCACGACGGACAACGGGGUAUGCCGCAGGGAACAGUGGACUGCCGUGGGGGAAGAAGGACCCGUUCAGUUGAGAGAGGAAGGAUUUAGGGAAUUCCAAGUGCAGGAGGAAUCGCCAUACGCUGAAAUACGCUUCGAUGACGCGGGGAAUAUACUCAGCUACAAACCUUGAGGAUCUUAAAGGACGAGAAAUAACAACACAUCUUGGAAACGGAAAAGAAAUACACGGACAACUUCAAUCUGUGCUUUUAGCUAAUUACCUUGGAGGAACUAUUUUGUUUUGUUUUGUUUUUUUUCACGUAUUUCGUAAGUUCUCCACUCAUUUCAAGACACUCAAGUUGAUCUAAGCUGUUGAGUUUUGCGGUGGGGAAACAAUCGAAUUGUUUUGACAUGGAGUGUAGUUAAUUAUAGCGUGUCGCACUGGAAGGUGAAUAGGUCGACUUAGAUAUCAGGUUUUAUUUCCAACAAAGUAAAAGAAAAGAAAUAUUUAGAAACGCUAUUAAUGGAACCCAAGUGGUUGGCAUCAUAAGGAUUGUACCAGUGUCAUAAAUCAAUGCUAUAGUCAUGAAGGGUAAUACACAGAGUCAGUCAAGUAACCGUGAUACACUCCCUUCUGGACAUCACGUACUUUGUGUAAGAUACCACAAAGUUUCCAAUUUGCAUCGGUUACUUACUGUCAAUGACAUAGGAGGUUCUUUACGAUAACAUAAAAAGACAAAAGCGAGCGAAUCUCAAAGCCACCGUUUUUUAAAUCUGGUGAUGAGGAGGACCUGGGUUCGAGGUUGGAUGACAAGCGAGCUCUCAGAAGCAAGCGAAGGAUAAAUAAAUAAUUAUAGCUUUAUUUCAGUUUUGAACUGUUUAAUUUUGUAGAUAGUUGAUGCUUCAUUAAUUAUUCGACCAUUUUAUAGUAUAUUAGCAUAAAAUUAGAUCUGUUCAAGUUGCAGUUCUUAAGGAAUACCAUGUAAUGGUGUCAUUUUACGCUUAUUGAAAGAAACGAAUUAAAGCUUAAAGUUAAACUAUACAA
Messenger RNA from Orbicella faveolata, 5304 nucleotides. Its product is annotated as coadhesin-like. The record is from RefSeq and is a predicted model, not a curated record. Lineage: Eukaryota; Metazoa; Cnidaria; Anthozoa; Scleractinia; Merulinidae.